AUGCCAGAUGAUAUUAAACGCAUGGCAGUUGCAGAAAACACGAUUGCAGAUAUUAUUUACCAUCGUAAUAUGUUUAUGGAGUUUCAGAACCGAGUGACUGUCGUAUUCCGCUCUGCUACAGACGCUGUUGAAUUCAUUACACAAAAAUAUGGCAAGUUUCUCUGUGGGCAUAAACUUAAUAUGACGAUGCUUGACCCAUAUAACCCAAAGGAUAAACACUAUAUUCCUCCACAACUUCCAACACAACCACUUUCAGGCCAGUUAGUCCUCGUAUCAGGUCUGCCGGCUGCAACGCGACCUGACAACCUACGAACAGAGUUCCGCCGGUUUCAUCUGAUGGAUACUACAGAGGCAGCACUCAUCCCUGUACCCUCUAAACGGAUGGCAUCCACAUGCCAGUAUCUGGUCCGACUCUCUAGCCGGUCAGAAGCUUACCGAUUUGUGAGGACAUACCAUAAUACACAUUUUCAGUUCAAGGAAUUUAGAAGACGAUGCCUCCUCCGUGCCACUGUCAUUUAUUGA
Messenger RNA from Lobosporangium transversale, 522 nucleotides. RefSeq lists its product as hypothetical. Gene Ontology annotation, molecular function: nucleic acid binding. The record is from RefSeq and is a predicted model, not a curated record. The transcript is spliced from 2 exons. NCBI's taxonomy places the organism in Eukaryota, Fungi, Mortierellomycota, Mortierellomycetes, Mortierellales, Mortierellaceae. Bases 1 to 522 code for a protein of 173 amino acids.